This is a messenger RNA of Syngnathus acus (greater pipefish), 2806 nucleotides long. RefSeq names its product ST8 alpha-N-acetyl-neuraminide alpha-2,8-sialyltransferase 2 (gene st8sia2). The record is from RefSeq and is a predicted model, not a curated record. Lineage: Eukaryota; Metazoa; Chordata; Actinopteri; Syngnathiformes; Syngnathidae. Gene Ontology annotation, biological process: oligosaccharide metabolic process; N-glycan processing. Bases 232 to 1443 code for a protein of 403 amino acids. Gene Ontology annotation, molecular function: alpha-N-acetylneuraminate alpha-2,8-sialyltransferase activity. The transcript is spliced from 6 exons.
GAGGUGCCCGCUUUGAAAGUUGGACCAGGGAAUUAGCACUUAGGCAGGCGCACGCACACACAAGGCGGAGAAGGAGAAGGGGGGCUUGCCUCAUUGAGAUUGGACUGCAGCACGGGUGGGAGGGGUCCGCCGAUCACAACAAAGACACACACACACAGCGCACGAGAGUCGAGACUCGAGAGGACAGACGUCGGUCGACAUGCGAAGGAGAAGAAGGUGAACGCGGGGGGGAUGCCAGCUGCCGGAUUUGCGGCGGUCCCCCAAGCCCGGAUCAUGACGCCCACAUCACGCACGCUGUUUUUCCUCUUUGUCACGCUACUCGUGCUUCUCCUCAUCAUUGAUGAUAUCUCACAAGUGGAACAAGGAGAAAAGCAUGAAGCCUCAAAUAGCGGCGGCUCAAAGAUGAAGCGGCUCUUCCCGAAAGCACGCAGAACGACAGCGACGACACACGUGGACAGCACGACCUCUCCGAAACAAGCCGCGAUGAAUCUCCUUCAGCCAGCCUACAAUAAUAGCGCCAAGUUGCCAACAGCUGACUGGACCUUCAACAGGACCCUCUCCAAGAUCAUCAGGAAGAACGUGCUAAGAUUCCUGGACCCGGAGCGAGACAUCUCCAUUCUGAAGGGCUCGCUGAGACCCGGCGAUGUGGUCCACUACGUUUUUGACCGCCACAGCACCACCAACAUCUCUGAGAAUCUCCACCGGCUUUUGCCAAGCGUGUCGCCCAUGAAGAAUCAACGUUACGGGCUGUGCGCCGUUGUCGGCAACUCGGGCAUCCUGCUCAACAGCAGCUGCGGUUCCCAGAUCGACUCCCACGACUUUGUCAUCAGGUGCAACCUGGCGCCAGUGGAGGAAUUCGCGCAUGACGUGGGUCGUCGGACCGACCUGGUGACCAUGAACCCUUCGGUGGUGCAGCGGGCCUUCCGGGACCUGGCGGACGAGGAGUGGCGCCAGCGCUUCGUGCGGCGGCUUCGCAGUCUGAGCGGCAGCGUGCUGUGGAUCCCGGCCUUCAUGGCCAAAGGGGGGGAGGAUCGCGUGGAGUGGGCCCUGCGCCUCAUCCUGCGCCACACGGCCGACGUGCGCACCGCCUUCCCGUCCCUGCGCCUGCUGCACGCUGUCAGAGGCUACUGGCUGACCAAUCAGGUCCACAUCAAGCGUCCGACCACAGGGCUCCUCAUGUACACGCUGGCGACCCGCUUCUGCGAGGAGAUCCAUCUUUACGGCUUCUGGCCCUUCUUACGCGACCCGGCGGGCAAGGCGGUCAAGUACCACUACUAUGACUCUCUCAAAUACGAGUACACGUCCAGUUCCAGCCCGCACACCAUGCCGCUGGAGUUUCGGACGCUUAGCGCCUUACACCGACAGGGGGCGCUGCGGCUUCACACUGCCAACUGCCGAGCUCCCGAGCGAGUAGCCGGUGGAAUAUCACCAUGGAAACACUGACCAUGCAGGCUACGCUCACGUCAGCUUGCUUUUGUACAUUUUGUUUUCUGUAAUUGCUGUGGGACUCCACUUUGUUCGCAAGCUUUUUGACCUUCAAUUUACAAAGCAGCUUUUGACUGCGGUAACAACAUUGAGAAGACAAUGGUUCUAAAAAAAAAAACUUGGUUCUCCACCCAAGAUAUCACCGUGACCAUCAUUCACCAACAUAGUAAGCCUAAAUUGUGCAUGAAAAUGAGACUUACAUUUUAUUUUCAGGAACAGCAUCAUAACAAUCUUUUGAACAUGAAUGAAGAAGUAAUUUGACUGCAGUUACGUCACCUGAAGCGAUUAGCACAGGGGUGGGCGGGGAACCCGGGGAACCCCAAUCUACCCGUUUCCCAGCCGCAAUACACCUGAUUCAAAUGAUCAGGCAGGAUUCGGCUCUCACAGGACCAGGGUUCCUCAACCUGAUUUAGAAGAUUAAGAAGUUCCCAAAGAAGUCUGAGUAUAAGAAAAUAAUUCCACUAUUGAACCUAACGGAAGAUGAGAUGAACGCAUUUGACCAUCUAAAUGGUAGUAUAGCCACGUGAAGUGGUUUGAAGAUCAAGAGGACUUUCGAAGCUCAAAGAAGAGGCCUGAUGACCUUGAGGUAAAACAAAAAGAACCUGGUUGUGUGACUAAAAGGCAGAAAAUCAACUUUACAAGUUAAAUACAACUGAACUGGACUUGGCCUGAGAUUUAUUUCCCUGGUCCACCAUUAGAGGGAGCCCACAAGCCACUACUGAAAAUCCAUCUUAACUCAUUAAACACAAGUAUAAGGGCAUCCUUUAUUCGAUUCAAGAUUCAUGUUGCAUAGCCUGCGGAGGCAAAUGAAGAAAGGGGAAAAUGUACUAUUUGAUUGCCCUCCCCCCUCCCGAUGAGAAACAAAGUAGAAGUGUAGCAGCUGGCCACACAGUCGUGUUUGCACAGACUUGCAAGAGUCAACUUAGUGAAAAGAUUGCAAAGAACACUAGCUUUCAAUGCAAUGCUGAGAAUGUAUUUUUUUUAAAUGAAUGUACAAGGUCUAUCUUCUCAGACUUGCGUCCCCUAAUGUGUCAUAUUCAACCACAUCAAUUGUAUAUUGAUUUUCUGGUUCUUUGACUCAAGGACAUUUCAAUGUUUAUUUACGACAAUAUGAAUGUAUUUUUGUGAUGCAAAAAAAAAUCUUAACGUGACAAGAGUUGAAACAGGUGUUUUUAUUUCACAAAGGGAAACAAAGGAGGCCACUGUGGCAAUAUUUCAAACUUUUAUUGCAACUAAGCAGGGAUGCCAUUAAAGCCCGUUUACAAAAUUAACGACACUCUUCAAAUAGCUCACAAUUAUUAUAACCAAGAAUUAUAGGUAG